Aquila chrysaetos chrysaetos is the source of this 2184-nucleotide messenger RNA. RefSeq names its product complement component receptor 1-like protein. Gene Ontology annotation, biological process: negative regulation of complement activation, classical pathway. Lineage: Eukaryota; Metazoa; Chordata; Aves; Accipitriformes; Accipitridae. Bases 1 to 2184 code for a protein of 727 amino acids. The record is from RefSeq and is a predicted model, not a curated record. The transcript is spliced from 14 exons.
AUGGUGCUCGCCUUCGCCCUCCGCCUCCUCGGCAGCUCCGCUUUGCUCCUGGCCACCGCGGCUGCGGCUCGAGAGGUGACAUGUCCUCGGGUACCAAACAUUGCUAACGGGCUGCACAGCGGACAGUCCUUGACCAAGUUUUCCGUGGGAGUGACCGUGUACUACAGCUGCAAGGAUGGCUACGCGCUGGUCGGGAACGUGUCCAUCAACUGCACGGAGACCGGGGUGUGGAGCAGGCCCCUGCCCCGCUGCGAAGCAAUCGGCUGUGAGAUACCCAAGGUGCAGAACGGGAAGGUCCAUGGGCUGCAGAGCACCUACAAAGCUGGACAGACUCUGUACUUUGACUGCGACACCGGUUACGCCGCAGAGGACACCUACGAGACUCAGUGCCAGCCGGGGGGGAUCUGGGAUCCGCCGGUGCUCAUCUGCGAGAAGGUCCAACCAUGCCCCAUGCCUCCAGAGAUCACCAAUGGAAAUCACAACGGCCAAGGCAAGGCAUUUUUUACCAUGGGAACGUCUGUAACGUACACCUGUGAUCCCGGCUACUACCUGGUUGGAAAUGCCGUUGUGUUUUGCAAAGCAUCAGGGAGAUGGAGCCAGCCCAUCCCUCGCUGUGAAGAGGUGACAUGUCCUCAGCCACCCAACAUUGCUAACGGGCUGCACAGCGGACAGUCCUUGACCAAGUUUUCCGUGGGAGUGACCGUGUACUACAGCUGCAAGGAUGGCUACGCGCUGGUCGGGAACGUGUCCAUCAACUGCACGGAGACCGGGGUGUGGAGCAGGCCCCUGCCCCGCUGCGAAGCAAUCGGCUGUGAGAUACCCAAGGUGCAGAACGGGAAGGUCCAUGGGCUGCAGAGCACCUACAAAGCUGGACAGACUCUGUACUUUGACUGCGACACCGGUUACGCCGCAGAGGACACCUACGAGACUCAGUGCCAGCCGGGGGGGAUCUGGGAUCCGCCGGUGCUCAUCUGCGAGAAGGUCCAACCAUGCCCCAUGCCUCCAGAAGUCCGCAAUGGAAAUCACAACGGCCAGGGCAAAGCAUUUUUUACCAUGGGAACGUCUGUAACAUACACCUGCGAUCCCGGCUACUACCUGGUUGGAAAUGCCGUUGUGUUUUGCAAAGCAUCAGGGAGAUGGAGCCAGCCCAUCCCUCGCUGUGAAGUGACUGUCUGCGUAAAUCCAGAUAUAGAGAAUGGAUGGCAAGUUGGUGGUCAAGGACUUAUCUCCGCACCUGGACAAAUGGUGACAUUUCAGUGUUACACUGGUUACAGCCUGCAAGGCAGUGCUAAGAUCUUCUGCCAGGAGGAUGGCAGCUGGCACCCUCCUGUUCCCGUCUGCAAUAGACUGUACCAUUACCAGGAGUUCUCAAACAGGCCUGGACUUCCAGGUGGUUGUGGUGCUCCUACAAGGUUACACUUUGCUGAGCUAAACGAGGAGCAUAAAAAUGAGAUUGAUUUUUCUGUUGGGAAGACUGUGCAAUACACUUGCCGACCUGGAUACACUAAACACCCAGGAAUGUCACCUACUAUUACAUGCCUUGAGAGCGGAGUGUGGUCAGAAGCACUAGAGUUCUGUAAAAGGAAACAAUGCAAUCAUCCUGGUGAACCUGUGAAUGGGAAAAUUGUUUUCCUAACAGAUCUCCUGUUUGGGUCAACAGUGCUCUACAGCUGUGAAGAAGGGCACAGGUUAAUUGGACAAUCCAGCAGACGAUGCGAGAUCUCUGGUGGACAUGUUGCAUGGAGUGGUGACAUUCCCACUUGUCAGCGUAUCCCUUGUAAGCCGCCUCCGGACAUUCCCAAUGGGAAGCACACGGGCAGGCUGCUGGAUGAAUUCUACUUUGGCACAUCUGUAACAUACACCUGCAACCGCGGGUACCCGCUCCAUGGAGAGCCCUCCAUCUACUGCACCACCCGGGAUGGGAAGAACGGCGAGUGGAGCGGGCCCCCCCCGCAGUGUGGAGAGGCAAGAUGUCCUGUCCCGCAGGUCCAGAAUGGGAGAAUAGUGUCUCCUAGGACUGCUUACACACACAAGGACACCAUUGCCUUUGAGUGUGAACCAGGCUAUGUUCUACACGGCCACAGAGUGGUACAAUGCCAACUAAAUAACACCUGGGAGCCACCCGUGCCAGUCUGCGAGCAGGGCAACUGGCUGCAAUGCACCUACCAGACUGGUGUUUGCUGA